Nerophis lumbriciformis (worm pipefish) is the source of this 3015-nucleotide messenger RNA. Its product is annotated as lymphocyte function-associated antigen 3. Gene Ontology annotation, cellular component: membrane. The record is from RefSeq and is a predicted model, not a curated record. Lineage: Eukaryota; Metazoa; Chordata; Actinopteri; Syngnathiformes; Syngnathidae.
GCAGCGACGCGGACACCUAUUUCCUGUCUGUGAUUGCUUCCUAAGAUAAAAGGGAGUGUGCCGUCGUGUUAUUUUUGAUAAACUCGGUGUAAGCGGGCUACAACGGACAAAAGAUGAAGUUUAGUGUACUAUGUGUGUUUUUGGGCUCGUUGUUGUGUCUUUGCUGGUCGCUUGACACCGACGCAUUUGUCGCAAAGGGCGGCACACUGCAUCUACGACCUGGCAAGUCGGGCCAUUUCACUAACGUGGUGUGGUCGCUCAACGGCGACCUGGUCGCCGAGUGGGACGACGGUAGUGACGUCAUCUACUACGGCAAGUUCAAAAGCCGAACCACCCUGAAUACGGUGACCGGGGAUCUGCAGAUCUCUGGUGUGGGCGCGCAGGACGUGGGCAAGUUCAUGCUGGAGUUAAACAAGGUCUCUCAGCCGAACACCUUCAUUGCCAAGAUCAUCAGUCCGGUACCUCAACCUCAGAUCCAUUUGUCCCCGGUGGCAUGUUCCAAAGACUCGGGCCAAUGCAAGCUGCACUGCGAUGGAAACACCAGCCAGGCCGGACCGGUGACCUUCCACUGGACGCACAACCCAGAACUUAAGACAAAUAACAUCACCAUUGACGUCCACAGUCAGGAGGUGAAGAGCUUGUCCUGCGUCAUGAAGAACCCCAUCAGCCAGAAGGAAAGCGAGCCCUUCGCUAACCCCUUUUAUCAGGAAAAGGUCAGCACUGGACGGGGAUGGAUCGCCGGUCUGGUCAUAAUCAUCCUGGUUGUUGUGGUGGCAGCAGUGAUCCUGGUUUGGUACAACAAGAGAAAACGCCGUCAAGAAUUACCACGUCCGACGGACACCAACGGGGAAGAGCGAGUGCCGAUGGAUCCCAACCCUUCUACGGACAAGCCUUGACGUUCCUGUCUGGAAAGGUGCUUGCGUGGCCGCGGAGGCCCGCAGUCUGGACACGAUGGACCGAAGCGUCACAGGAGUGGUCCGAGGCUAACCACCGCAAGUGUCCGUGCAAAAUGCCCAAAAUGUCCGCUUUUUUUUGGAUCAGUUUCUCCAAAGAUGAAUGUCAUACUAACCCAAUUGUCCCUUAUUAAUGCGCUUGUUGGACACUUCCGCUUUGACCGUUGCUGUGUCACGUUGGCGCCAAUGACAAUGCAAUUGCACUCACGGGAAAUGAAGAUAACUAUGUUGACCAAACUUCUUCUUUUUUUUUUUUUUUUGUACUCUCCCCUACCUACCGCUACAUAGCCACGACUAUUAACUUUUUAUUUACAUUUUUCUACUUUAUUUUUUUAGUGACUUUCUGAAACUGGCCCCUAACGCAAAGUUCUAAAGCAAAAAUGUAUAAAUGGAUGGCUCGUAUCUCAAAAACCUCAUAAGGUGCAUUAUUUUACAGUGUAAAUGUUCAAUUUUCCCCCAUUAUUAUUUUUAUUGACUUUCUGAAACUGGCCCCUAACACAACGUUCUAAAGCAAACAUGAAUAGAUGGGUGGCUCGUAUCUCAAAAACCCAUAAGGUGCAUUAUUUUACAGUAUAAAUGUUUAAUUUUCCACAUUACUUUAUUUUUUUUAAUUGACUUUCUGAAACUGGCCCCUAAUGCAAAGUUCUAAAGCAAAAAUGUAUAAAUGGGUGGCUUGGCUUGUAUCUCAAAAACUCAUAAGGUGCAUUAUUUUACAGUAUAAAUGUUUAAAUUUCCCCAUUAUUUUUAAAUUUUUUAUUGACUUUCUGAAACUGGCCCCUAAUGCAAAGUUCUAAACCAAAAAUGUAUAAAUGGAUGGCUCGUAUCCCAAAAAAAAUCAUAAGGUGCAUUUUUUUACAGUAUAAAUGUUUAAUUUUCCCUAUUAUUAUUAUUUUUUUGACUUUCUGAAACUGGCCCCUAACGCAAAGUUCUAAAGCAAAAAUGAAUAGAUGGAUGGCUCGUAUCCCACAAAUUCAUAAAGUGCAUUAUUUUACAGUAUAAAUGUUUAAUUUUCCCUAUUAUUUUUUAAUUUUUUAUUGACUUUCUGAAACUGGCCCCUAACGCAAAGUUCUAAAGCAAAAAUGUACAAAUGAAUGGCUCGUAUCUCACAAAUUCAUAAGGUGCAUUAUUUUACAGUAUAAAUGUUUAAUUUUCCACAUAAUUUUUUUUAUUGACUUUCUGAAACUGGCCCCUAACGCAAAGUUCUAAAGCAAAAAUGUACAAAUGAAUGGCUCGUAUCUCACAAAUUCAUAAGGUGCAUUAUUUUACAGUAUAAAUGUUUAAUUUUCCACAUAAUUUUUUUUAUUGACUUUCUGAAACUUGCCCCUAACGCAAAGUUCUAAAGCAAAAAUGAAUAGAUGGAUGGCUUGUAUCCCACAAAUUCAUAAAGUGCAUUAUUUUACAGUAUAAAUGUUUAAUUUUCCAUCCAUUUUUGACCGCUUGUACCUAUCAGGGUCGCGGGGGGUGCUGGAGCCUAUCUCAGCUGCAUUCGGGCGGAAGGCGGGAUACACCCUUGACAAGUUGCCACCUCAUCGCAGGGCCAACAUAUUUUUCGACAUUACUUUAUUUUUUAAAUUGACUUUCUGAAACUGGCCCCUAACGCAAAGUUCUGAAGCAAACAUGAAUAGAUGGAUGGCUCGUAUCUCAAAAACCUAUAAGGUGCAUUAUUUUACAGUAUAAAUGUUUAAUUUUCCACGUUAUUUAUUUAAUUGACUUUCUGAAACUGGCCCCUAACGCAAAGUUCUGAAUGUAUAAAUGUUUACUUUUCCACAUUCUGGAAAUGCUGUCCAUCCUAUGUGUGUAAAAAGUGUACAUUUCUGUUUUAAGUUCAGCAUUUACAAGCACAUAACUUUAAAUUAUACACUUUCAUAGGCACAUUAUUUUGUAAAUAUCUAAAAGUGUUUUUUGUUUGUUUUGUUUUUACAAACAUUCAUGUUUUAUUGAGACUGAAAAAAAGGUAUUGUUGAUGGACAAUCUUGUUGCAUUUUCCUAAAUUAAUCGUUCGCUUGUUGCUGCUUUUUCGAAUGUUUUGAAGCGCUGAAAUAAACGAUUUGCUCGAUCGACC